AUGCUGAGCUUCUUCCGCCGCACGCUGGGCCGCCGCUCCAUGCGCAGGCAGGCGGAGCGCGAGCGCCUGCGGGAGGCGCAGCGAGCCGCCACGCACAUCCCCGCCGCGGGCGACGCCAGGGCCGUCAUCACGUGCCGCGUGGCGCUGCUCGACGGCACCGACGUCAGCGUGGAGCUGCCGAAAAAAGCCAAAGGCCAGCUCCUGUUUGAACAGAUCAUGUAUCAUCUGGACCUCAUAGAAAGUGACUACUUUGGAUUAAGGUUUAUGGAUUCUGCACAGGUGGCGCACUGGUUGGACAACACGAAAAGCAUUAAAAAGCAAGUUAAAAUCGGCCCACCGUACUGUCUGCAUUUUCGUGUCAAGUUUUACUCAUCGGAGCCCAACAAUCUACGGGAAGAGCUWACACGGUAUUUAUUUGUUCUGCAGCUAAAACUGGAUAUUCUUAGUGGAAAAUUGGAAUGUCCUUUUGACACAGCCGUCCAGUUGGCAGCUUAUAACAUGCAAGCUGAACUAGGAGACUAUGAUCCUGCUGAACAUGUCCCUGAACUGGUGUCCGAGUUCAGGUUCGUGCCCACUCAGACUGAAGAGAUGGAGCUAGCCAUUUUUGAGAAGUGGAAGGAAUGCAGGGGGCARACACCAGCGCAGGCUGAAACUAACUACUUAAACAAAGCUAAAUGGCUGGAAAUGUAUGGUGUAGACAUGCACAUAGUCAAGGCAAGGGAUGGCAAUGACUACAGCCUUGGAUUAACCCCUACCGGAGUUCUUGUCUUUGAAGGAGACACAAAGAUUGGUUUAUUUUUCUGGCCAAAGAUAACAAGGCUCGACUUCAAGAAGAACAAACUCACGCUGGUGGUUGUUGAAGAUGACGAGCAGGGAAAGGAGCAGGAGCACACUUUUGUUUUUAGGCUGGAYCAUCCCAAAGCCUGCAAACACUUGUGGAAAUGUGCAGUGGAACAUCACGCCUUCUUCCGGCUCCGAGGGCCCGUCCAGAAAGGCUCGAGUCGAUCUGGCUUCAUUCGGUUGGGAUCCCGGUUCCGAUACAGUGGGAAAACAGAAUAUCAAACCACCAAGACCAACAAGGCCAGAAGAUCUGCAUCCUUUGAAAGGAGGCCCAGCAAGAGAUACUCRAGACGAACACUGCAAAUGAAAGCACAUGUUACUAAACUUGAAGAAACAAGUAUUCCAAACAAUGCUGUUACUAACCAAAAUAAUGGAUCGCAACAAAGUUGGACUGCAAAGCCAAACUUACCUGUCCUAACAGCAGUUCCUUCUGCCCCUGUCUUAGUGGAAAUAGAAAACCUCCCAAGGAGCCCUGGAGCCAGCCAGCAAGACAAGAAGUGUGGACAUCUUGUUGACUUACUAGACAGCGAAGAGUUGCCAGAAACUUGUGUUGAUGAUGCCCUAGGCCAAACAGUUGCUGGCUUGACAGCAGGAGUUUCGGAAGAUGCUGCUGGUUGCCCUCAUCCUGGCACAAAGGAAACUGCUGUUGACAGAGUGGACCCUGACCCAUUUGAAGAUACACUCCUGAAACUGAAACAGCUGGAGGGCGAGCACAGCAGCCCCCUGGCAACUGCCCGUCCCAACAUCAACAUAAACGUGCAGGAUGAAGUGAUAAAGUUGACAGAUAAAUGUCUGAACAAUGCAAUUGAGAGCCCUAUACCAGUGGCAACGUGGCUUCCAGCAGACAUCAAAAGCAAUAUCCUGAAGGCCCAGGCAGAGACAGGAUACAAGGUCACAAGAGAAGACAGCUUGAGAGUUAUCAAGAACUCCAACGUUCAGGAUGCUGCUGUCAGGGGCAUCCCAGCAGGCAAAAACCAGAGCAGUCCUCCAACAACCAGCCCAGCAUUUCAAGAACCAAGAGAGCUGCUGAAAGCAGUCUCUGCCUCAAACACUGUCAUUCCGAAUGCAUUAAAUGAGGAUAAUGUUGCUUCUGACCAUGAAGAUUUGCUGAUUCCAGCUAAUCUGACUCCAUCUAAAGAAGCUGCUGUUUUAAAGAGCUCUCCAGAUGACCAGGACGUUUCAGUAACAUCACUGACAGAGAAUCUAAUUGACUUUACAGAAGCCACCCCGCGGGUGUCUUCCCAGCCCACGAUAACCCCGAGGUGGAUAGUGCCAACGGGAUUGAUUCAGAAUGGGCCCUUGGGAAUUGAUGCUGCCUUAGCUCUGAAGGCCAUGAAAGACAGCACGGAGGCUGUAUCAUCACCAGCUGGGUUGCCAGCAUCCCAGCAAACAGCUGAAGUCCUUGCAAGCCCAGUAACUGAGGAUGCUGCAACAAGAACGAAAUGUUUACUCACCACUGAACUGUAGAGGAAGGAGCUUCUGCACUUCCCACCUUGUGAAAACUCGAACCUUCUAACAUCUCCAAGGGAYGGACUUGCCUGGGAUCGAGCUCUUGCUGAACUGGGUAUCAAACAGCCAACUCUUUUGCAAGGAUUCAGGAAGAGACUUUCACAUUUUAUCGCGAUCCAACUGGAAUUACAACCUAAGCCAGAACAUGAAAGUUUCAUCUUCUCCCUCAGGAGAGAUGAAAUCAUACACUGGAGCUAGAUAUGGACAUAAGGAACAAAAUCUAGAUAUGUUCCAUUCAAAUUAGGCUUAGUCUUGCUUUUACCAUGUGCUGCUUCGUAAGUGUUAAUGGGAAGUGUUCACUGUGAUGUUAGCUGAGUAGUGUUUGAACACUGCAUCCCAGACCUUCAUGGAUUGAUAACAAGGUUAGGCGACCUUGUUAGGCCACCUUGUGGCCACACUGUGCAUGGUGGCUCACAGUAGUGAUGACCGUUUCCAGUAGCCAAGAUCACUUUCUUCUGUGAGACUAUUCCCACUGUUUAGUCUUUGUUUUACCAACACAUACCUGUCUUUUUGGCCUUAAAACCCUUUAUAAUCCUUGCGCCUCUUGUGACAAUAUCUGGAAAGAAUGAAAAUCUAGUCUGUGAGUGACCACCUACUUUCACUGGAUUUGAACCGCACUGUGCAACCAGGAAAAGGAAAACUAACCUGCCAAACAGCUUAUAGCAUUAGCAGAGUACAGCAGAGGUCCCACAUUUUGACCCUGCUGAUUUCAUUUCUUGUGUGACUCAAAUAUGUGCAUUUUAGUCUACAGUAUUGAAUUUUGAGUGUUAAAGCAGUGAAGUUGUGAGUACAACUUACUUCAGAGGCUGCUUGCUGGUUAAUUAUGUUGUCAUUUAGGGCUAGGAGGGAAAUGACUUUUCUUGUUUAUUUUCAUAUCAUUUCUAGGUAUUGUUUCCAGAUGUAGUGCUUUGGGAAUAUUUGUCAGGUGUGUUUAGCAGCACGAGGGUAAAACUAGAACAGUUCUUAACACCAUCUCAAAACCUGUUCCAGUUCUCUUCUGAUAGGUGUUUUUAUGGAACAAAGAGCGGAAAGAACAAGAUAAAAACAGGAAAAAGAGAUAAAAAGUUUCCAAAAGCAGUUUAGGCUCUGCAAYGCUAGGAAGGCAGGGCACUUGCAAGAGCAUUCUGCACAGUGCUGGUGAAGGCUUUUGGUGGCUGAGGUCAAUUUUAGGAUAGGAUAUGUAGAGUGUGAAGAGCUCUUUUGCACCCUGGGCAACAGGAUCCUGGUGUGGAAACAUAGGGAUGAUCCAGUGAACCUUGGGGAUGCAUCUUGUGAAAAUUAUCAAUGCAGAGCCAAAGGACAGGGAAAUGUAGAACUCAGCAAUGGAUCCCAUAUCUCCUGACAAGGAAGUGCAGAUUGAACAACUCUGGCUGUGCCUUCUUAGGAGGAGGCAUGUACAUAUGACUAGGGUUGGAGAGUCUUUUCUGCAUAGUGCUGCUGUUUAUAAAUAUUUAUAUCCACAUAUCUCUUGGAAACAGUUUUAAAUGUGAAAGUUAGUUCUCAAACCUGUAUGCACAACUUCAUUCCUGCACACGUGCUGUGUUCAUGUUUCUCAGUAGACAGAGAGUUGGACCAAACCACUGUGGGGUGUGUGAAUCUGCUGGUGUCCAGCUAGGCUGCUGCUUUCAGACCAGGGGCCUCUUGGACGUUUUUACUGCUGCUUUUGUGCUCUUGUUUGCAAGAUGUUGAAUGAGUGUUAAGGACAGAAACCACUCAGCAUUGACAUGGCCACUGCCACUCCUCCAAACCCCAGAGGCCUUAAUAGAGAACCAUAGAAACCACGGGGAGCUCUGAGGACUGGCAGGCCUGAGUGACUCUCUGCAGACAAGAUUUGCAGCCGGUGCCUCGYGGAGCAGGAGGCAGCACUGGUGACAGACAUUGAGGUUGCCCUGCUCGCCCGAAGCGAUGGUGACGGGCGCCCUCGCUGCUCGCAGCACCGCUGCCCACGGGGAGCUGCUCUUCUGCACCUGGGGGAGUCCC
This is a messenger RNA of Nothoprocta perdicaria, 4329 nucleotides long. RefSeq names its product erythrocyte membrane protein band 4.1 like 5 (gene EPB41L5). NCBI's taxonomy places the organism in Eukaryota, Metazoa, Chordata, Aves, Tinamiformes, Tinamidae. The transcript has 25 exons. Gene Ontology annotation, molecular function: cytoskeletal protein binding. The record is from RefSeq and is a predicted model, not a curated record. The coding region runs from base 1 to 2307 and encodes 768 amino acids. Gene Ontology annotation, cellular component: cytoskeleton.